AUGGAGUUUCGGUUUACUGUUAUUCUUUCGUCACAGGAAGAAGUUGAAUUUAAUCUUGUUGAGAGAGAGAUAGAGAUGUGGAAUUUAUUACUAGCAAAGUACAUGACAUAUUUUGAUCUUGUUCUUCGAAAUGGUACAUUGGCCGAGGACCUGACUAAGACCGGCAGUAGUUUCCAGUCUGAGCAAAGAGUGAGUGGAGGCGCCGAAAGAGUCCAAACAGAGACACUCCGUAGAGAUUUCCAAGAAGCAUCUAAAAGGUUGGAGACGCUUAAGGCAGAAAAAGCAAAAAUCGAAUCAGAGGCAAAUUUGAAUAAGAAUUUAGCCGGAAAGGUGGAAGCUGAUCUAAUGAGUCUAUCCGAUGCAUACAAUAGCCUUGAGCAACCUAACCUUCAACUGGAAAAUGAGGUGAAAGCACUUAGGGGUGGAGGGCCGUCAACACUUCCAGAUGUAGAGGCAAUAAAAGCUGAAGCAAGGGAAGAAGCUCUGAAGGAGAGUGAGGGUGAACUGAAUGAUCUGCUCGUAUGCCUAGGGCAAGAACAAAGCAAGGUGGAUAAACUUAGUGCUAGGUUGCUGGAGUUGGGAGAGGAUGUUGACCAACUACUUGAAGGCAUUGGAGAUGAUGCCGGGGCUGCUGAAGGUUUCGAAGAUGAAGACGACGACGAGUGAUAUAUUUUUAUUUGUCUCCUCCACUUGAUACAUUUCAUGUUAAAUUGUACAGCUAGCACAAUCUAUGGAGAAUGUAUACAUUCCAUGUUGGAUUUUAAAUUAUGAUUUCUUUA
This is a messenger RNA of Vicia villosa (hairy vetch), 779 nucleotides long. Its product is annotated as golgin candidate 6. The record is from RefSeq and is a predicted model, not a curated record. Gene Ontology annotation, cellular component: ER to Golgi transport vesicle membrane; Golgi stack; endoplasmic reticulum. Gene Ontology annotation, biological process: endoplasmic reticulum to Golgi vesicle-mediated transport; membrane fusion; intracellular protein transport. Bases 1 to 666 code for a protein of 221 amino acids. Lineage: Eukaryota; Viridiplantae; Streptophyta; Magnoliopsida; Fabales; Fabaceae. The transcript is spliced from 3 exons.